CAACAGCUGAGGCGGAGAGCUGGGUAGUCAGACAGCAACAGCCAUCAGGGAAACAUGUGUGGAGCUGCACGCAACGUGUUGACCGCUUUGAGGCAGAAUUGCUUCCUGAUCUUCCCAUUAAUUGGUUUUCUAUGCUCGUUCCUGGUCUUCAUAGAGAUGAUACAAAAACUUUCUUUUCCCUCUGAAACAAACUGGUCUCCGCUGCGGCUCCUGGGGCCUGCGACGUGGCUACCGCUGACCACUGACACAGGAAAGCUGGUUGCUGUACAAACUAUGAUACACAGUAUCCUGUACUUCAUAGCAUGUUACUAUCUCAUCCAGGGGAUUUCACAGAGAAUUGAUGCACUGAUGGCCCCAUGGUAUAUGAUGCAUAGCUUCUUUUUCACGUACCAAAUGAUACUGAUAAUUGUCUUUGAGAAUGAUUACAACUCAGCUCAAAACGUUGUGGCAGCUGGUAACGCCUUAGUGCAUUUUGGGCUGCUGAUGUAUGCAAUUUUCACUCUACUUAAGUGGUGUACGCAAGAUCUCUUAAAUGAGUAGGUAUGUGGAGACUCCGCCACUAAUCUGGGCGGUCUGUAAAAGGAUCUGAGAUGGAAGUAGGUCUCGUGACAAGGGCCUGGCACUGCGUGAGUUUCCAACUACGUGCACCUGUGGAACCUUGCAGCGUGUUCGGUGGACACAACACUGCAUGACCAAUCAAAUACAAGACACAUACCAACCAGAAAUAGUUUAUUCAGAACAGUAGUACAUGUUCUGCUUGUAAUGUCAGUACCUUCUAUUUCUUUAACAAUACUGAAUACAUUUUGGUACAUGUUAUAUGGCUUGUGUUUGUUAUUAAACAAUAGGAAAUAAAUGUGAUUGUCACCGAACG
Molecule: messenger RNA, 871 nt
Organism: Schistocerca gregaria
Lineage: Eukaryota; Metazoa; Arthropoda; Insecta; Orthoptera; Acrididae
Exons: 5
Coding region: 55-540 (161 amino acids)
Source: RefSeq, a predicted model, not a curated record